Desarmillaria tabescens is the source of this 1934-nucleotide messenger RNA. RefSeq lists its product as uncharacterized. The record is from RefSeq and is a predicted model, not a curated record. The transcript has 3 exons. Lineage: Eukaryota; Fungi; Basidiomycota; Agaricomycetes; Agaricales; Physalacriaceae. The coding region runs from base 224 to 1717 and encodes 497 amino acids.
AUGCCGCUCAGUUCAUCGACGUGGCCGCCGAUGGAGAUAACGACCCACACUGAACUGUCUUAUCUCCCACAGUGUAUCUCCUAACAUUUGUUUAUCACCUUCCGUUACACGAUGAGGACCGGAAUAUGAAGCUCGGCCCACUUUUUUCUUUCCACUGAACCUCUAGACCAGCAUUGAAGCCGUCCAAGCUAUCUCAUCUUCUAAUUCGAGCGCGGUCAAUAUCAUGACGAGCAAAGACAUACCCUACGACAUUUGGGAAUGUAUUUCUACGUUCAUCCCCGAAACCCAGUUGGCAAAGCUGUUCUCCGUCAACCGAGCCUUGUAUCGUGCUGCUAUGAAUGCCCGAUACAGGUGCGUGGAAUUUAAUGAAUUCAAUGAUCAUAAGAUGUGGCUCUUGGAGCGGAUGAAAGACCCUGCCGUAGCCAAACGCGUUCAUACCCUUCACGUUGAAACGUGGUCCGUGUUUACUUCCCACCACCACCGAGGGUCAACUAUCUAUUGCUCCGACGAAAUCAUCCGAGCCAUGAUAGGCGCUGUGCGGGGAAUGACAAACCUCCGCGAAUUACGCAUACACUGGCGGAACCAUCUCUUCUCACAAGACCUCGUGCCAUUCUUCACCGCAGUGUGGAACCUCAAGGCCGCUGUCCACCGCCUCGUUCUAGUAGCGCCGCUCGGGCGCUUCCGCACCCUUCUGUCCACCGCAACCCGCAAGUUCAGUCAUCUAAGGGAACUCGAAAUUGUAGUGCAGAAGGACAGCUUUUCUUCCACCACGGAAAAUACAAACGCGGCCAAUGUUCAGGAAGACAUUCUUACACCUUUCAUAAAUAACGCGGGAGAAACGCUUCGAAGUUUGUUCAUUCGGACCGCGCCCGGUGUUAAUUUCGCGCCGGUCAUCGCCUCGUUAGGUUACUUUCCGCAUUUGCGUAAACUGGCGUUGGUAAUCCAUCCAUCCGACAGUGGCCUGGUCGAAAUGCUCAAUGCACACGCAGAGACACUCACCCAUUUCGAGUGGGCAAUAUCCUCUCUCGACCCAGAUGCCAUGGAGGACAUCGACGAUGCAGUGGAAUGCCUUAUCUCGAAUGUUGAUUUGGCGAACAUGGAGACAUUGGGGUUGUACAUCACCCAGCGGUGCUACCCCACAGCGAUCAAGUGUAUAUCCAAGAACUCGCAGUCUCUAACCAGACUCCAUAUUGAUGGUCUCUGCAUGCGAGAUGACCAGCUUGGUAAACUGACGGGACUACUUGGGAACUCAUACUUGAGAGCUUUGAGUACCACGGUGGAAACGCUCAGUUUCGAUGUCAUCCGGAUCUUAUCUCGUUUGCCAUCCAGUCUGAAAUCUAUAUGUCUUGAGUUUAGAAACAUCAAGCUUCCGAAGGAGGUAUCUACACUUGUAACUCUACCGAUGCUACCUGUUCACCAACUUGACGAGCUCAAUAUACGAGGAGCGUACCUCUCACUCUCCCAACUGAACGUUGUCCUAUCUGCUUUUGCGCAUUACUUCCUGCUCUCAGGCCUCGAGACCUUCAAAGUCGACGUCCAGACCAUGAGCCCUCCGCUCAUUGAUUUGCUGGCCACUCGCCUCCCGAUGAUAUACUCGCUAUGGUUACGAAUCAUCGAGCUUACUGGAGAGAACGAUGAGGAUGAACGUUGGCUAACCAGACUGGUGAGUGACUGGUUGCUUCAAUUCUGUGUUUGCCGUACUAAUAUUGAACUGUAGGGCGCCUUCACGACUGAUAUGAAAGGACGACAGUACCCUCGAUGGAGACUCGAAGAGGCGAGGAUCACAUCAACGUAUUUCGAUGCCUCAAGACCAGGCGAAGCUGUGAGACUGACGGAACAUAAGGAAAUCGUUGAAGUCUUGGCGUUGUCGGUACCGACUAUGCGAUGAAAUAUAUCAAAACUAUAGUUAGAAAUAUAUUGUCUGCCGGGUUGUG